Seminavis robusta is the source of this 573-nucleotide messenger RNA. NCBI's taxonomy places the organism in Eukaryota, Bacillariophyta, Bacillariophyceae, Naviculales, Naviculaceae. The record is from the annotation of a GenBank genome assembly.
AUGAAGAAACAAGGUAUCCCUGAGUUUGUUUUCGUUCGUAUCCUCGCUGCCUCUGAACAAAACGACGAUGACUGUUUCAGCAUAUCAUCCACGGAUUCCCUGUCAUCGCUCGAAGGGUCCAGGUUUAUGGAUUCCCUGGCGGACGAUCCUCUCCAAGGCCGCGUUCCUCCCAGACGUCCUGCUCGUCGGCUGGGAAGCAAUGUUGGUGGUGAUGACCGGGGCCAGUUUGUUCGCACCUCUGGUGUCCGCACCAAAACGAUUGAACUACGCACACAUAGUCUACCCAUGACACCGAGCGCCUCUGUCGGCCACAAGCAUCUGCUGGGAGGUUCUUCUCCUUCAAGCGGCAGCAAAGUCACCACAACGGCGCCGUUAACCUUUUCGUCCCCAGGGUUCUUUCAUGACAGCAACUUGUCGUCCGAUACCGUGCUGGAUUUGAAGGAUGCUCAGGAAGCCCAUGUGGAUCGGGCUCCCAAAGUCCCUCGAAGACGAGGUAGCAUUCAAACAUCAGCGUCGUGUCCUUUGUUUGUGAUUCGUCACAAGGCAACGGUCCGUGGGGCAUUGGCGGCCUAA